Molecule: messenger RNA, 1990 nt
Organism: Olea europaea var. sylvestris
Lineage: Eukaryota; Viridiplantae; Streptophyta; Magnoliopsida; Lamiales; Oleaceae
Product: scarecrow-like protein 3
Exons: 2
Coding region: 337-1758 (473 amino acids)
Biological process (GO): regulation of DNA-templated transcription
Cellular component (GO): nucleus
Molecular function (GO): sequence-specific DNA binding; DNA-binding transcription factor activity
Source: RefSeq, a predicted model, not a curated record
GAAAGCUAAGAAUUUUACGAAUCUCGUAUUCCUCUGAAGCCCCCGAGGGACAACAAUCCAAUAAAGGACAAAAACAAUCUCUUAGCAGCCAUAGUAAAUUCAUUUUAGACAAGAAAUGCUUUAUAAUUGCAUUUUACUCACUUCACUACAAUGUCAAUAAAAACUUACCCUCAUCACUUCUGAAAUCCAAUUUGGAGGACGAGAAAGGGUAAUCCGAGGAUUUAAAUUUCCUGGGGUUUUCAGCAAUUGCAAAACCCAGUUUGGAAUUUAUUUAUUCACCUUUGCUGGUAAUUGCUAUUAUAUUUUGCUUGGUAGAUUUUACUGUUGGUAGCAGGGAUGGUUCAAGAGAAGGGAUCAUCGUCUGUAAGUUCGUCACCUCUGCAUUUGUUUUCCAUGAUGUCUCUUUCACCUGGUUUAGGAUCACCAUUUCCUUCGCUCCAGGAAAUGAGAUCUGAGGAUCGAGGUCUUUUUCUGAUCCAUCUUCUUAUUGCUUGUGCUAAUCAUGUUGCUGCUGGUAAUGUCGAGAAUGCAAAUAUUGGUCUUGAAUAUAUUUCACAUCUUGCAUCACCCGAUGGCGAUUCCAUGCAGAGAAUUGCAGCGUACUUCAUUGAAGCGCUUGCUGACCGUAUGCUUAAAGGUUGGACUGGACUGCACAAGGCCCUUAAUUCCACCAAAAUAACGUGGAUGACUGAGGAAAUUCUUGUUCAGAAGUUGUUCUUCGAGUUCUGUCCCUUUCUAAAGCUUGCUUAUGUGAUCACAAACCAGGCUAUUCUUGAAGCAAUGGAAGGUGAGAAGGUGGUUCACAUUAUCGACCUCCAUUCUUUUGAGCCUGCACAGUGGAUUAGUCUCCUUCAGGCAUUAAGUGAGCGCCCUGAAGGCCCGCCUCAUCUAAUAAUUACAGGCAUUAAUGAACAGAAAGUGGUAUUAGAUCAAAUGGCUCAUCGAUUGAGCCAGGAAGCUGAAACAUUAGACGUCCCAUUUCAGUUUAAUCCCAUUGUUAGCAGGUUAGAGAAUCUUGAUGUUGAAUGUUUACGUGUCAAGUCCGGAGAAGCCGUUGCUUUAAGUUCUGUGCUUCAGCUACACCCUCUAUUAGCUGUUGAUGAUGAGAUGCUACGGAGAAAUUCCCCCAUGGUGAAUAAGAGUCCUAAUUCUGUUCACUUUCAAGGAGUCUUGCAGUUGAAUCCACACACUUUAGGUGACUUUCUUGAUAAGGACAUGAUUAAUACAUAUGGUGCCAGCCCAGAUUCUGAAUCGUCUUCGCCACUAUCUUUGCCCAUUCCACCGAAGAUGGCAAGUUUUCUAAACGCCAUUUCGGGUCUUUCCCCAAAGUUAAUGGUGGUGACUGAGCAAGAAUCAAACCACAACGGGUUUAAUUUAAUGGAGAGACUCAUGGAAGCAUUGAAAUUUUAUGCAGCACUGUUUGAUGGCUUGGAGUCGACUGCACCAAGGGCAUCCAUAGAGCGUCAAAAGAUUGAAAAGAUGCUAUUUGGAGAUGAAAUUAAGAAUAUUAUAUCUUGUGAGGGUCUCGAUAGAAAGAAGAGGCACGAGAAGCUUGACAAAUGGAUUCCUCGGUUUGAGUUGGCUGGUUUUGCCAAGGUCCCCUUGAGCUACCAUGUCAUGAUGCAGGCAAAGAGAUUAUUACAUAGUUAUAACUAUGAUGGAUAUAAAAUCAAAGUCGAAAAUGGCUGUUUUAUAAUCUGUUGGCAUGAUCAACCACUUUUCUCAGCUUCAGCAUGGAGGUUUAGAAGGUACAGUUGAUCAUCGUUAGCCUCGAAAUCAGAUGAUUUUUGUAUUUUGUUUCUCUUCUCCAAUAUUCAUUUCUGUAUAGAGGAUUUUAGUUUGUCGUUUCCCUUUCCAACAGCAUAUUUCUCGUGGAUAAAAGGAUGGAAAAAACUUUCAUAAUUGUACUGUAUGUCUAUUCUUCGAUUCAAGAAUGCACAUCAAUGUAUCUAGCUAAUGGCGUAAUACGAUUCAAUUGCUUUACUACCAA